Heterostelium album PN500 is the source of this 1002-nucleotide messenger RNA. Its product is annotated as serine hydrolase. Lineage: Eukaryota; Evosea; Eumycetozoa; Acytosteliales; Acytosteliaceae. Gene Ontology annotation, biological process: response to antibiotic; beta-lactam antibiotic catabolic process. Gene Ontology annotation, molecular function: beta-lactamase activity. The record is from RefSeq and is a predicted model, not a curated record. Bases 1 to 1002 code for a protein of 333 amino acids. The transcript is spliced from 2 exons.
AUGUUUAUUAAAAUAUUUCUUGUAACAAUCAUACUAUUUGUUAGUAUUGUAAAUAGUAAGAGUAUAAAUAUAGUCAGUGGUGAAUCAGUUGGUAGAAAUCAAUAUAUUACGACCAAUCCAAAUUGUACGACACCCAAUAUCACUAGAUUGUAUCAGUUUAUCGAUUCAACUGUUGCAUCUUACGAUUAUUGUGAAGGUACCGAAUGGGCAUUCUCAAAUUUCGAUACCGCAAUCUACUCGGAAAAUUCAGACAACGGCCAACAGACUGCAUCUACCAUUAAGCUAUGGAUUAUGAUGGCUGUACUCCAAGAUAUCAACAAUGGUUUAUACAAUUUGAACACAGUUAUCCAAUGUUCUGGACAAACCAUCACCAUUGAUGCUUGUCUAGAGUUGAUGAUUGGUAUCUCUGAUAACUGUGCAACCUACGAUAUGGCAAAGCAAACAACACUUAACCAUGUUAAUCAAUUAUUUAAACAAUUGGGAAUGGUUAAUAGUGGAUUCCAUGAAUGGUGUUUCACUACUUGCCCAGGAUAUACAUCGCCAUGUCCCAAUGACGAUGGUACUGGAAUUGAAAAUACUCUUACUUCUCACGAUGUUAUUACCGGUCUUACACAACUCCACAAUUUCCAAGCACUAGGAAUGAAUGCAACCUAUCAGGCCUAUAAAUAUUUGUUGACUGCUCACGGUUGGACUCCGAUGCUCGGUAGAUUUGUACCGACACCGGUUGCUCAUAAACAAGGAUGGUUACCAGCAGACGAUGGAUAUCAGCCAUUCACCGAGAAUGACGAAGCUAUUGUUUUCACAGAGUGCGGUGACUAUGCAGCAUCCGUAAUGAUCACAAGAAACUGGACCAACCCCCAAGAAGAUACCAACGCACUGAAUCUCGGUGCACAAAUAGGACGUCUUGCCUAUUGUACAAUGGUGCCAUUCGGUACUGCCAACGAUGGUACACUAUGUUCAGAGACCUGGUCUCAACCACUUCCAUCUCCAACUGGAUGUUAG